AUUUUAGUUCUGAAUGUAGUCUAGCCCAGUACAGUCUGCCAUCAAAAUGAUUUUUGACUAUGAACCAGCGGAUCCUGCCUUCUUGCCGCUUAUGUCAUCAACAUGGUGUCCAAUAAUCAUUUUGGCGGUCUAUCUAUAUUUUGUACUCAAAGUGGGCCAAGAUUGGAUGGAAUUUCGAAAACCAUACAAUGUACAAAAGGCCAUGCUGAUCUAUAAUGCCCUUCAGAUUGGAUUCAAUACAGUGUUAUUUGGACUCACAUUUUGGUAUAUGUUUGUGAGCCCAAUUUACGAUUUACGUUGCAUUGAAAGUUUGCCAAUCGAUAAUCCAAAUAAGAUAAUUGAACGAUCCGUUACCUAUAUGUACUAUUUAAACAAAGUUCUCGAUCUCAUGGAUACGAUAUUCUUUGUGGUGCGAAAGAGCUUCAAACAAAUAACCACACUUCAUGUCUACCAUCACUGUCUGAUGGUAAUGUUCACCCAUGGAACCUUUAUGGCUUAUGGAGCUGGCGGCCAAUACGCUGUGAUCGCACUACUUAAUUCGCUUGUCCAUAUGGUGAUGUAUUCGUAUUAUUUAUUCACAGCCCUUUAUCCGGGAUCCACGGGUAGUCUGUGGUGGAAGAAAUAUAUCACCAUUAUGCAGUUAGCUCAGUUCACCCUUAUUGCCCUACAAUCUUUAUGGGUCUUGAUAUUUAAUCCAAGUUGUCAAUUUCCAAUGAUUAUGCAUUUUAUUCAGCUCUCACAAGCCGGUGUAAUGAUGGCAAUGUUUGGCAAUUUUUAUGCCAAGUCAUAUUGCAGCAAGAAAACAAUUGAAGCGAAAUCAAAGAAAAUCGAUAAUUAAAUAAAUCUUCACCUAUUAAGAAUAAAAA
Drosophila willistoni is the source of this 866-nucleotide messenger RNA. Its product is annotated as elongation of very long chain fatty acids protein F. The transcript has 3 exons. Gene Ontology annotation, biological process: fatty acid elongation, saturated fatty acid; fatty acid elongation, polyunsaturated fatty acid; fatty acid elongation, monounsaturated fatty acid. The coding region runs from base 47 to 838 and encodes 263 amino acids. The record is from RefSeq and is a predicted model, not a curated record. Gene Ontology annotation, molecular function: fatty acid elongase activity. Lineage: Eukaryota; Metazoa; Arthropoda; Insecta; Diptera; Drosophilidae. Gene Ontology annotation, cellular component: endoplasmic reticulum membrane.